UGAUAAUAAUUUUUGACAGUGUUAUGAUAAUAAAAAAUACCGAACUUAUAUUAUUGUGUAUUUUCACGUGACAUACCAUCAUCAAUUACUAAUCUCAUAAAUUUUUAAAAAAUGGCAGAAAUAUCUUGGAUAUCCUGUCGUUUGGAACACAGUAGAAUAAAAAAAUUACAAUCAGAAGAAGUUCAAGAUCAUCCAUUAAAACCAGUAACAAUAUCAAUAAUUGAUAAUGGACGUAGUAGUGGUAUACGUAGAGGAACAAUACGUUCAGGUAGUACAAGUUCAUCAACUGGUACAUCAACACCAGUAGCUCAAACACCAAUAAAUAUAUCAAUAAAUGAACAAUUAACAACAAAUAAACUUGAUGGUACUGAUCCUCUAUCACAAUUUGCACGUGAUGAAUUAGAUCCAUUAACUAAAAUGGCAACAGAUGAAUGGGAUUAUUCAUCAACAUUUGAUAAUGAUGAUAAUAAAAAAUUAAAUAAUACAAAUAAUAUAAAUAAUAAUAAUAAAAAAUUAGAUGAAUCAUGGAAAUUAAUACGUAAUGAAAUAUUAAAUAAAUAUACAACAUCUGAAAAGUUAACAAUUGUAACAUCAUUUUUAUCUGAUGGUGAAAAAUCAAUUAAGCUACAACAAUCAACAACAACAAUUGGUGAUAAAGUACGUAAACGUUUAGAACAACUUGAUGAUUUUGAAGAUAUAACAAUACGUAAAAUGUCUGAUUUAACACAACAAGAAUAUGUUAUUAAAAUUGAACAAUUAAAUAAUGAAUUAAUACAAGCAUGGAAUACUGAUCAACGUGUUAAAUCAUUAAAAAUAGCAAUACAAUGUUCAAAACUUCUUGUUGAUAUAACUGGUAUUGAUUUUUAUCCAUCAAAAUUUAUAUUAAUAACAGAUAUACUUGAUAUAUUUGGUAAAUUAGUAUAUGAACGUUUAAAAUUAAAAUCUGAACAAUAUAUUAAUGAUAAUGAUAAAAAUAAAAAAAUAAUAUUAACAGAUAAUUUUACGUCAGAUAUGAUACCAGAAAGUGCUAAAGAAACAUGUAGAAAUUGGUUUUAUAAAAUAGCAUCAAUACGUGAAUUAGUACCACGUCUUUAUCUUGAAAUAUCAAUAUUAAAAUCAUAUUCAUUUUUAAAUAAUGAUGAAUAUAAUAAUGCAUUAAUACGUUUAACUAAAAUGAUACGUGGUAUUGGUAAUCCAUUAAUAUCAAUAUAUGCACGUUGUUAUUUAUGUCGUGUUGGUAUUAAUUUACCAAUAAAUAAUACAUUUAAUUUUAUAUAUAAUAAUUUUAAUGAUUUUUUAUUAAUAUAUCAUCAAUUAUUUAAUAAUCAUAUUAAAAUGUUAAUAACAAAACAAAAUAUAACACAAUAUAUUUAUUUAAAUUUAUAUAAACCAGCUUUAGAUUGGAUUAUUAAAAUAAUGAUUGAUACAAUAACAAAUGAUAAUAUAUUAAUUGAUAUAUUAAAUAAUAUUAAAAAACAAAAAUAUUGUGGUUUAUUAUUAAAUUCAAUAUUUAUUGGUUUUAAAAAAUCAUUUAUAUCAUCACGUGUACUUGAAUUUAUUGAUUUAAUUGGUAAAUGUGAUAAUGACAGUGGUUAUCCACAAUAUAUACUUUAUCGUAAUUUAACUGAAUGUUUAACUGAUGAAUUAUUACCAGUUGAUGUAUCAUUAAAAAUUAAAAAUAUCAUAUGGCAAUUUAUUAUUAAUUUAAAAGAUACUAAAAAAUUUAUGUAUUGCACUGAAAUAUGGAUAAAAUUUGUCAUUAAAAAUUUUAAUAUAAAUGAAUUAAAUAAUAUACUUGGUGAAAUUAUAAAUAAUAUAUCAUCAUUACGUAAUAAAGAAAAUUAUUAUAAACAAUUACAAUUAAUAAUUGAUAAUAUGUUAAAAAAAAUUAAUGACAUUGAAUUAUUAUUAAUACAAGAUAAUUUUUUGCCAAUAAUUGAUUUAUUUCAUAAAGAAAAUAUUAAAAUUGAUGUUUGUAAAAAUAUUAUUGAUACAUUUUAUAAACAACAUGGUAUUAUUAUUGAUCCAAUUAUUAUUAAUUCAUUAAUAUUUUUAACUAAAAUAAUGCAUGAUAGUGUUACAGCAUUAACUGUUGAUGAUGAAAAACGUCAAAUUGGUAAUUUAAUAUGUUUAUUUAUUCAACGUGUUAAUUAUGAUAGAGAUUUUGAAAAACAAUUAAAUUUUUAUGUUGAAUCAAGAGGUAUAUUUACAAAUUUAGAUAUUGUUAAUAUACAAUUAGUACAAUGUGUUAAUCAUCAAUCAAUUGAAACAAGAAAAAUUGUACGUGGUUAUCAUACAAGAAGAACAUCAGCAUUUGUACGUGCAUGUGCUGCAUAUUCAUUUAUAACAAUACCAUCAUUAAAAAAUGUACAAAUACGUUUACAAUUAUAUUUAUUAUCUGGACAAAUUGCAUUAUUAAAUCAAUGCUAUGGACAAGCUGAUGCUUGUUUUAAAGCAGCAUUAACACUUGUACAAGAUAUGCCAAAAAUUAUUGAUAUUGAUGGACGUAAAAAAACUUCUGAUAUAUUUUUAAUUGGAUAUUUAUCAAAUUUUUUAUCAACACUACUUGUUGUUCCUGAUAGUCCAGAUAAUGGUGUAUUAUAUUUAAUGAGAGGUUUAUUAAAUGUUGUUAAACGUUAUUUUGAUGAUAAUUCAAUUGUUAAAUAUCAAUUUUAUCUUAAAGUGUUGGAUUUAUUGGCAACAAUGACUCGUGAAAAUUAUCCAUAUCAUGUUGAUAAAGUUGAUUCAAAUGAUAAAUUAUAUGGAAGUGAUGAUAAAUAUAUUGGUGAAGUUGACAAAAUUUGUGGUAUUAUUUUAAAUGAAAUAUUGGGAUUUUUAAAGCAUCUUGGAAAUACUGAACAGUUUGAUAAACAAAGUGCAAUGGCUGUUGAAUUAUUUGGAAGAAUUUUAAUGAGAGGUGAUUUAACGAAAUCCAGUAUGGCUAAUUUGGCUGUUAGUUUAUGGAAUUUAUCACAAAAACAUGGAUGUGCUGAUCCAAAAAUGAGAGCAAAAACCAUCGAAUACAUGAAGAGAAAAAGUCGAGAUCCAAAUUUUGAACAUUUGUCUGAAAUUCUUUGUAAAAUAACACAAAAAUUAUAAUUUUAUUUUUUUAAUUUUGU
Aphidius gifuensis is the source of this 3119-nucleotide messenger RNA. Its product is annotated as VPS35 endosomal protein-sorting factor-like. Gene Ontology annotation, cellular component: endosome. Lineage: Eukaryota; Metazoa; Arthropoda; Insecta; Hymenoptera; Braconidae. Gene Ontology annotation, biological process: endocytic recycling. The transcript is spliced from 3 exons. Bases 112 to 3099 code for a protein of 995 amino acids. The record is from RefSeq and is a predicted model, not a curated record.